AUGGCUGACUUUGCAUCUCCAUCCUCCUCAAAAGUGUCCGUCCUGUUCGUCUGUUUAGGCAAUAUAUGCAGAUCACCAAUGGCCGAAGCAGUCUUCCGCUCCCUAAGCCACAACCUCCCACCAACGAAUCCCACCUCACCCUCCUCCUUACAACUCCCAACCCAACCACACCCCCAAAUAUCCUACAUAGACUCCGCCGGAACGCUAGCCUACCACGCUGACUCCCCACCCGACCCCCGCACCGUCUCCACCCUCUCAUCCCACAAAAUUACCAACUACAACCACAGGGCACGAAAGAUAACCGCCCAGGACUUCGAGAAGUUCGAUUAUAUCCUCGCUAUGGAUUCUCAAAAUCUGGCUGAUCUCAAGGCUUUGAAGGGUAGGGUCGAUCGGAAGAAGGGUGGGGCAGCGAGUAAGGCGAGUGUGAGGUUGUUUGGGGAGUUUGGUGGGCGAAAUGAACCAACUGAGUUGGGUGAGGAAGUGAUCGAUCCUUAUUAUGGUGCAGAUGAUGGGUUUGAGGUGUGUUUUGAGCAGGUGAGUAGAUUUUCGAAGGCUUUCUUGAGGGAAGUGGUUGAGAACGGGACGGAGAAGGAGGAGGAGGACGCUGGUGGAAGUCAGGAAGAGUUGUGA
This is a messenger RNA of Endocarpon pusillum Z07020, 630 nucleotides long. RefSeq lists its product as uncharacterized. Lineage: Eukaryota; Fungi; Ascomycota; Eurotiomycetes; Verrucariales; Verrucariaceae. The record is from RefSeq and is a predicted model, not a curated record. Gene Ontology annotation, molecular function: protein tyrosine phosphatase activity. The transcript has 2 exons. Bases 1 to 630 code for a protein of 209 amino acids.